AUGGGUAAGGAACAUGUCAUUGAGGAUGCCUACAUGACUGAUGAGUUAGAUAGUUGUGGUGAUGAUGACAGUUGUGAUGAAAGACCAUGUGUAAUCAGGUUUAAUCAAGAAGAAUCUUUAAGUAAGAAUUUUGUUUUCAAGGUGGGAAUUGAGUUUUCUUCUUUGAGGCAGCUCAAUAAUGCCACCUUGGAGCAUAAUGUUUUGAAUGGUAGAUAUGUUAAGUUUGAAAAAAAUGAUGCUAACAGAUGCAGGGUAGUUUGUAAGGAUAAGAAAAAAUGUGAUUAUACAGCGCUGUGUAGUAGAGUUUUAACAUCCACCACAUUUAGGAUUAAGACUUUGUUUGUAAAUCACAAAUGUGGAAGACGCUUCUUCAACAAAAGUGCCAAAGCGGAGUGGGUGGGCAAGGUAAUUGUUGAUGGAUUGAAGAAUAACUCUAGGAUGAGGUUAAGUGAGGUAGUAGCAGAUGUCAGACAAAGGUAUGCAACAGAAAUUCCAGGCUGCAGAGCAUUCAAGGCAAGGCAGAUUACAAGACACAUUGUUGAAGAAGAUUCUAGCAAGAAAUUUAGUCUUUUAUGGUCUUAUGCUGCUGAGUUAAGAAUGGCUUCAAUUGGGAACACUUUCAAGAUCAACACCAAUGUUCCUAGUCCUGGCUUAAAACCAAGAUUUGAGAGGUGCUAUAUGUGUUUUAAUGGGACCAAGAAUGCCUUAAAAAAGGCAUGCAGACCAUUCAUUGGUCUAGAUGGGUGCCAUUUGAAACACAAGUAUGGUGGGAUUUUACUCAUUGCAGUUGGGAGAGACCCAAAUGAUCAGUAUUUUCCAAUUGCUAUUGCUGUUGUUGAGACAAAAUCAAAGGAUUUAUGGAGUUUGUUUCUAAAAUUGCUUAUUGAAGACAUAGGAGAUGGCAGGUGGUGUUUCAUCUCUGACCAACAAAAAGGUCUUUUUCAGGUUUUUGAAUAG
Messenger RNA from Lathyrus sativus (Indian pea), 957 nucleotides. NCBI's taxonomy places the organism in Eukaryota, Viridiplantae, Streptophyta, Magnoliopsida, Fabales, Fabaceae. The record is from the annotation of a GenBank genome assembly.